CCGUGGAGCUGCAGCGCCGAAGUCUGCCCAUCUUCCAGGCGCGGCGUCAACUGCUGGUGCAGCUCCGGAGCCUGGACAGCGCUGUCCUCAUCGGAAGAAAGUUGAAUACUGUGUGUUUUCUGGGGAUCAAAACCAGGAUUCACACAUACAGGGGGAAACUGGCUCUGGGAAGACGACUCAGAUUCCUCAAUACCUCUAUGAAGGAGGCAUCAGCCGCCAGGGCAUCAUUGCUGUGACCCAGCCUCGUCGUGUAGCUGCUAUCUCUCUUGCUACUAGAGUUUCAGAUGAGAAAAAAACUGAACUUGGGAAACUGGUCGGCUAUACGGUACGCUUUGAUGAUGUCACUUCAGAAGAUACCAGGAUCAAGUUCCUGACAGAUGGUAUGCUUCUUCGUGAAGCAAUCUCAGACUCCUUGCUUCGGAAGUACAGCUGUGUCAUUUUAGAUGAAGCCCAUGAACGGACAAUUCACACAGAUGUGCUCUUUGGCGUGGUGAAAGCUGCACAGAAAAGGCGAAAGGAACUGGGGAAACUACCUCUCAAAGUGAUUGUGAUGUCAGCUACGAUGGAUGUAGACCUAUUCUCUCAGUAUUUCAAUGGUGCCCCUGUCCUCUACCUGGAGGGUCGGCAACAUCCAAUCCAGAUUUUUUACACCAAACAGCCUCAGCACGAUUACCUGCAUGCUGCACUUGUUUCAGUCUUUCAGAUCCAUCAGGAAGCCCCUUCUUCUCAGGAUAUCUUGGUGUUCCUUACUGGUCAGGAGGAGAUUGAAGCAAUGAGCAAGACAUGCCGGGACAUUGCAAAGCACCUCCCAGAUGGCUGUCCUUCAAUGCUGGUUCUUCCUCUCUAUGCAUCCCUACCCUAUGCACAACAGCUUCGUGUCUUCCAAGUGGCCCCAAAGGGCUAUCGCAAAGUGAUCAUUUCAACCAACAUUGCUGAAACCUCCAUAACCAUUACAGGAAUAAAAUACGUAGUUGACACAGGCAUGGUUAAAGCAAAGAAGUAUAAUCCUGAUAGUGGCCUGGAGGUAUUAGCUGUGCAACGGGUGUCUAAAACUCAGGCCUGGCAACGCACAGGACGGGCUGGUAGAGAGGAAAGUGGCAUUUGUUAUCGGCUCUACACAGAGGAUGAGUUUGAGAAGUUUGAGAAGAUGACUGUACCGGAGAUACAAAGGUGUAACCUAGCAAGUGUGCUGCUGCAGCUCCUAGCAAUGAAAGUCCCAAAUGUCCUCACCUUUGACUUCAUGUCGAAACCCUCUCCAGAUCAUAUGCAGGCGGCCAUUGCCCAACUGGACCUGUUAGGUGCUCUUGAACAUAAGGAUGAACAACUUACCCUGACUCCAAUUGGAAGAAAGAUGGCGGCUUUUCCCUUAGAACCCAGAUUUGCCAAAACUAUCCUCCUGUCCCCCAAAUUCCACUGUACGGAGGAGAUACUGACCAUUGUAUCCCUACUAUCUGUGGACAGUGUUCUCUAUAACCCUCCUUCCCGGCGGGAUGAAGUACAGGGUGUUCGGAAGAAGUUCAUAUCCAGUGAGGGGGAUCAUAUCACCUUGCUGAACAUCUACCGGACCUUCAAAAACACGGGCGGGAAUAAGGAUUGGUGCAAAGAGAAUUUUGUUAACAGCAAAAAUAUGAUGCUGGUAGCUGAAGUUAGAGCACAAUUGAGGGACAUCUGCCUAAAGAUGUCAUUACCAAUCAUGUCAUCCCGGGGAGACACAGAAAAUAUUCGCCGCUGCCUGGCACACAGCCUCUUCAUGAGCACUGCUGAGCUUCAGCCAGAUGGCACCUAUGCCACCACAGACACCCACCAGCCAGUGACCAUCCACCCCUCGUCUGUCCUUUUCCACUGCAAGCCAGCCUGCGUGGUGUACACUGAGCUGCUCUAUACUAACAAAUGCUACAUGCGAGACCUCUGUGUUGUGGACGCUGAGUGGCUAUAUGAGGCUGCCCCCGAGUACUUUAGGAGAAAGUUGAAGAACACCAGAACCUGAGCCAUUCCAAAAUGCUGCCAGAAUUGUGGGUGCCUGGACAUUGAGACUACAGCUGUCUUUGUAUCAAAUUUUCAGGUUGGCAAUUAGAGAAAUCCGACUAAAUUAUAA
Messenger RNA from Suncus etruscus (white-toothed pygmy shrew), 2095 nucleotides. It is a transcript of the gene DHX33, whose product is annotated as DEAH-box helicase 33. Gene Ontology annotation, cellular component: intracellular anatomical structure; nucleolus. Bases 383 to 1987 code for a protein of 534 amino acids. Gene Ontology annotation, molecular function: RNA binding. Gene Ontology annotation, biological process: positive regulation of transcription by RNA polymerase I. NCBI's taxonomy places the organism in Eukaryota, Metazoa, Chordata, Mammalia, Eulipotyphla, Soricidae. The transcript has 13 exons. The record is from RefSeq and is a predicted model, not a curated record.